This is a messenger RNA of Schizosaccharomyces cryophilus OY26, 1259 nucleotides long. Its product is annotated as glycerate kinase. Bases 217 to 1053 code for a protein of 278 amino acids. The transcript has a single exon. Gene Ontology annotation, cellular component: cytoplasm. The record is from RefSeq and is a predicted model, not a curated record. Gene Ontology annotation, molecular function: kinase activity; ATP binding. Lineage: Eukaryota; Fungi; Ascomycota; Schizosaccharomycetes; Schizosaccharomycetales; Schizosaccharomycetaceae.
CUUCUUUGUUUUCGUUUUACAUUCUUUUAUUUUAUUUAUUAUUUUAAGUAAGUUGAUAAAACGAGAUAAUCGUAAAUUGAAUAAUUGUUUUCUUUUCUACUUUUACUGUCCCUUACUGGCUUGAGUUUUUCUUUUUCCUUCAUAAAGUGCUAAAGAAUUGGCCUGCAAACACAAAAAUCGAGCUUAAACCAACAAAAGGUUGAUGAUUGAUAAAAGAUGAGUUCAUUAAACGUCGUUAUACAAAAGGUUGUGCAGUUUUAUGAAAAGCAAUCCAAGCCAGAGGGAAGGCCUUUCAUUCUAGGAAUCUCAGGACCUCAGGGAUCUGGAAAGAGUACUCUGGCUUUAACUUUAAAAGAAGCAAUGGAACGGAAAAAAGGAAAAGUUGUUGUGAACAUUUCACUCGACGAUUUUUAUUUGACCCAUGAAGAACAGGUGGCUUUAGGCAAAUCGCAUCCCGACAACCCAUUGAUCCAACAUCGAGGACUUGCAGGUACGCAUGAUGUGGAACUAAUGAAUUCCGUCAUUGAUUCCUUCAGAAAUCCCACCGACACUCCUAUAGAAAUUCCAUUUUACGACAAAUCCAAAUACAACGGAUAUGGAGAUCGUGCGGACAAGUCAAGAUGGCAAGUGGUUUCUCCGAAAGAGGUGGAUCUUGUGCUUUUUGAAGGAUGGAUGGUUGGUUUUGAACCCAUGGAUCCAUGUAUGCUGUCUGUGCGGGCUCGAUCAACAAAAUGGCAGUCUUUGGAAGACAGUCUGCUGUGGGUGAACGAACAGCUAGCGCGUUACCAACCGGUUUUUGAAAAAAUUGAUUCUCUUGUCCAAUUGGAAGCUCAAGAAAUCAAAUAUGUAUAUGCAUGGCGUCUCCAACAAGAACAUACACUCAAGACACUCAUUCGUACAGGUAUGUCGGAUGAAGAAGUCGAAAUGUUCGUCAAUAACUACAUGCCACAAUACAUCCUGUAUCUGGGAACAUUGUCCAACAAGGUCCAUUUAAGCCAUCGUUGUUUGGAAAUUGUCCUAGAUGAAAAUCGAUGGCCGGUCGUAAUUCACUAAACGACAAGCUGUGCACCUAAAAAAAUCUCGCUUCUUUUUUCUUUCGUUUUUUUUUUAUAUUUUUUUUUAUUUAAUGAAAUAAUGAUCUACUUCAACGGUAAGGGGAACAUAAGAAAAAAAGGAUGAAUAUCGCUCACACACCCAGGGGUUCCUUUCAACCUUUCGCCUAGCCUUACAAUUUAAACAUGAAUGAAAGGGAGGGGGGU